AUGUUUUAUAAAUAUCUUAUUCUUUUAAUAUUAAUUAUUCCAAUAUAUACAAUUGAUAUUGAAUUAACUAUACUUAUUUCAGCUAAUCAACGUGAAUGUUUUCAUGAAAUAUUACCAGCAGGUAAAACAAUUGAAAUUGAAUAUGAAGUAUUAGCUGGUGGUGAUAUUGAUAUAAAUUAUUGGUUUUAUUCACCAACAAAUCGUGUUUUACAAUCAGAUUUUAAAAAACGUGAUGGUCAUCAAACAUUAAAAUUAGAAGAAACAGGAGAAUAUCGUUUUUGCUUUGAUAAUUCACUUUCACGUUUUCAUCAAAAACAAGUUUAUUUUAGUUUAAGAAUUGUUGAUGAACAUGGUAAUAGUGAAGUUGAUCAUGUUACAGAACCAUGGAUGAAAGAUGUUGAUCGUGAUGAUCUUGGUGAUUUACAAAGUAAAAUUGAACAUUUUAAAGAUACUUUCCAACGUAUUUGGGAUAAUAUGGAAAGUGCUCAACGUUAUCAAAGAGUAUUUAAUAAUUAUGAAGUACAUGAUCGUGUUAUAGCUGAAAACAAUUUUGAACGUGUUAAUUUUUGGUCAAUGGUUCAUUUAUUUCUUAUGAUAGCUGUAUCGAUUAUUCAAGUUGUAACUAUUCGUAGUUUAUUUGAAUCAAAAUCAGCAUAUGGUAAAUUUUUACGUGGAAAAAAAUAA
Rotaria sordida is the source of this 684-nucleotide messenger RNA. The record is from the annotation of a GenBank genome assembly. Lineage: Eukaryota; Metazoa; Rotifera; Eurotatoria; Philodinida; Philodinidae.